UACAAAUAUAAUUAAACUCUCAACAAAUAUGCACAUUUAACGGCACAUUGAAACGUGCUUUGAGGAUAAUCUUUAAAUAGCGUGGCGCACAUGCACACUAGAUGGCGCCAGCUCGUGCAUUAAGUGUUGCAUACGUUUAGGCUGACGAUUAAAUUUAACGUAUUUUUGAAAAAAAAGCAAAGCAAGCCAUUUUAAUUGGCAACUCUGUGCGCUGUGCACAACCCUAGAAUAAUGAUUGCUGCUGCUGCGCGAGAGCAAUAUGGAGUAUCUGCUACUGCUGCUGCUGCUAUCUGUGGCGGCAGUCUCGUGUCAAGUGCGUGCGAACCAACAACCAACGCUUAAACGUGGCGCCGGCAAAUGCAACAUGGUCACAUCGACAUCAACAUCAUCAUCAACAUCAAGAACAUUGUCAAGAGCAUCAGCAGCAGCUAACACGUUAAAAGUGAGCAAUUGUUGUGCGCUGCCAUUGCGAGCCAAUUUCUGGGUUAACACAUAAUAAAAUAUGCAAGCAUCCAUCCACCAAAAAUAAAAGGGGGUAACAAAUGUUUCAUUUUUGCAAACAUUUAACAUGUAAAAUAUAUAUGUAAAUACAUAAAAGUGCAAUAUUGGCAAACGAAACGAAACGAAAGAAAAAAAGACUAAGAACACAUUCUCGACAUCCUUUUGCAAUCUGAAUUGUGUUAGGCAGCUGAGCGUGUGCCAUGCGCACAUCGCAUCCUGACCUACAUUCCAAUUAUUGGUCAUCUAAGCAUCAGCAGCAGCCAAGUAACAUAGUCGCAAAGUGGAAGACCAACAAAUAAAAACACUCUCUCACACACACACACAAAUAUAAUAAAAGAAAAUACAAAUAAUAAAAGUGUUGCUAAUAAAAUGUGAACGAUUUCAGUGAAAUGGCCAGCAAUCGAUGAGAGCAAACACUCUGAAUACAACUCAAGCUCAAGCACAAAUAAAAAACAACCAACACAAAAAAAAAAAACUCAAUGCAUCGCCACAAAAUAUCUCGCACGCAUCUCGAAUCUCAAACUCAAACUCAAUCGGAAUCUGAAUCUGAAUCUCAAAGACAAACUCAAAUAAACGCAAGUUGCAAUAUGUUGAAAGCGAUUCGAAAGUGAUGCAAAGUUGUCGAUUAGAUAAAGAAACCAUAACAAGGAGCAGCCUAAGGACAAAAGCAUAACAAGGACAAGAACAAGUUGAACUAAAAGAAGCAAAACGAAGAAGAGCAACAACAACAACAACAACUAUUUGCAUUCCAAGCACUUUCAUUAUAUGUGCAUAUGCUGCGUGAUGAAAUCUAGAUUAUUUUGGAUAUUUGCAAUUAUAUAUUCAUCGCUACAUCACAUAGGCUCCGGAUCCACCUCGACGACAUUAAAACGUCCCCGAGCUGGCGAUCCGUUUGACACGUUUCCGAAAAACUUCUGGCAGGAGUUCUCGUCGCCGUUCACAGACACGCCCGAGGAUGAGGAACUGGAGGUCACCGAGACGACAACGCACGAGCCAUUUCCAUUCUUUGCCGAUCCGUAUACGACAAUCAACAUAAGCACACAGCUCUCAUCGAAUGUGUAUCUGCAUUGUCGGGUCAACGAUCUGCAGGGCAAGACGGUGUCGUGGAUGCGACGCAAGGGCGACGAUCUCGCUCUGAUCACAUUUGGCCAGCACACCUAUAGCGGGGAUUCGCGCUAUUCGCUGGAGUUUGAGGAGCCCAACGAUUGGAAGCUAUUGAUACAAUUUGCCAAUGAACGUGACGAGGGUCCCUACGAGUGUCAAGUGUCGUCGCAUCCACCGUUGGUACUCUUAGUAUACCUAACUAUAAUUGUUCCUCAUGUGGAAAUUCUCGAUGAGCGAGGAUCGGCCACACCGGAGAAAUACUACAAGGCUGGUAGCACCAUUGAGCUGCAGUGCGUCAUCUCGAAGAUACCACAUCCAUCGUCCUACAUCACCUGGCGCCAUGGCGUACGCUUGCUCAACUACGACACCAGUCGCGGUGGCAUUAGUGUCAAAACGGACAUGCUGCCAGGGAGAGCCUUGAGUCGUCUCUACAUUGCCAAUGCGAAUCGCCAGGACACUGGCAACUACACCUGCAUGCUGGGCAACGAGAUAACGGAAACUGUUGUAGUGCAUGUGCUAAAUGGUGAGGAACCAGCUGCAAUGCAACAUGCGAAUGGAACGCGAUUCAUGUCGAGUCCCGUAACUAUGGUUGUGUUUUUUAUAAUAUUUGCGAUAGUGAAACCGUUCCAGCGAUGACAACAUUCAGAAUGGCAGCAGAAUCGAUGGUAAACGGUAAGGCUAUCAACAAAAAAUAUUCAAAACAGAGCAAAAACUUCAAAAGUCAGAAAAUGUGGGGAAAAGUAUGAUGGGAAAAUGCAAAAACCAAAACAUAAAAAAAAAACAAAAAUCAAAAAAACAUAAAACAACAAAAAAAAAAAACAUUGAACAAAAAUCUUGUCCAGGAUUGCAUUUUCAACUUUUACUCUAAUCAUGGGUUGUUUAAAAAUACAUAGCAUAAAUGAAAUACUAAAAGUAAGAUUAAGAAUAACGAACAGAAAAUAUGUAUUUAAAAAAGACAUAUAUAGAAAUCAAAAAAACAAAGUCGUAUAUAAGGGCGUACGCAAAAAUACCAUAAAGAAAU
Drosophila albomicans is the source of this 2626-nucleotide messenger RNA. It is a transcript of the gene dpr14, whose product is annotated as fibroblast growth factor receptor 3. The transcript is spliced from 6 exons. Bases 1267 to 2241 code for a protein of 324 amino acids. Lineage: Eukaryota; Metazoa; Arthropoda; Insecta; Diptera; Drosophilidae. Gene Ontology annotation, biological process: synapse organization. Gene Ontology annotation, cellular component: neuron projection membrane. The record is from RefSeq and is a predicted model, not a curated record.